AUGCUGGAAUUUUUUCGUAUUUCGCUCGCGACUGCCUUAUGUCACUGUCGAAGUGAUCCUUCAGCACGGAGCAACCGACGGAAGCAAAAAGAUCUGAUUCUAAGUCAAUGUCAGAUCAAUGAGAGAGUGAAAGAGGAAACAGCAAAUGACCAGGAAGUUUAUCGAAUGAAGAACAUCCAGAAAACCAACAAAACAGAAGAGAAUCAGUUUGGUACUAAAAGACAACUUGAUGGACGAAAAUCACCACAACAGAAAUUACCACCGCAAGACAAGUCAACAACAUGCUCUGUACGAAUGGCAUCAUUCGGUACACAAACUACUGAAGAAUGGAAAUUUAAAAGCGGUACAAUAGUAGUAUCCAAAGCCACCCAGACGCCACUAUUCGCCACCUGCAACGAAGAAACCAAUGGAAAAAAGGAAUCCGAAGAAAAUCUGAAGCUUCAAGCAUGGAAAGAUGCAAAAUUUUUUGUGACAAAUCAACUUCUAGCGCAAUGUCUGCACACUCCCAACUGUACCGAAAUAUGA
Molecule: messenger RNA, 525 nt
Organism: Cercopithifilaria johnstoni
Lineage: Eukaryota; Metazoa; Nematoda; Chromadorea; Rhabditida; Onchocercidae
Source: the annotation of a GenBank genome assembly